AUGGCAGGAGGAGUGAGGAGAAUCAAGCUGGGAUCACAAUGCCUAAAGGUAUCAGUGCAAGGCUUAGGCUGCAUGGGAAUGCCUUUUGGCUAUGGCCCUCCAAAGCCUGAGGCAGAUAUGAUCAAGCUGAUACACUUUUUUUUCCAAACGCUGAUACACUAUGCCAUCAAUAGUGGCAUCACUCAUCCGGACACCUCUGAUGUCUGUGGCCCCCAUACUAAUGAAAUCCUCAUUGGAAAGGCAUUGAGGUGGGUGCAAAGGGAGAAAGUUCAAAUUGCUUCGAAGUUUGCCUCAAGAAUUUUGGAAAGUGGAGAACGUACAAUAUGUGGCGAUCCAGACUAG
Molecule: messenger RNA, 342 nt
Organism: Coffea eugenioides
Lineage: Eukaryota; Viridiplantae; Streptophyta; Magnoliopsida; Gentianales; Rubiaceae
Product: IN2-2 protein-like
Exons: 3
Coding region: 1-342 (113 amino acids)
Cellular component (GO): cytoplasm
Source: RefSeq, a predicted model, not a curated record